AUGCCACACAUCGAUGAGGCUGUCUCAAUGGAGGUGAAGGAGCUGUGGCGGCCCUCAUCUCCAGAAAAAACCCAGAUCUACGAUUUCAUGACUAAAGUGAACAAGAAACAUGGAUUGUCUCUGAGGGACUACAACUCCCUCUGGAAAUGGAGUGUGUCAGAGCCCGCCCAGUUCUGGGAAGAGAUCUGGCACUAUACCCACGUCCUGGCCCACGAGUCAUACACACGGGUACUUGAAUCAGACGGGCCCAUGUUUCCUCGUCCUGCAUUCUUCCAAGGGAGCACUCUGAACUUUGCCGAGAAUCUCCUUUACCCGGCCUGCGCUCCUGAUGAAAAUUCUAUUGCCGUGAUUGGCGCCACAGAGGCGGACCGCGAGUUUAUCUCCUGGAAGGAGCUGCGUGAACGUGUUCGUAAAUGCGCUAACGCUCUUAGACAAACUGGUCUUCAGACUGGUGAUCGCGUGGCGGGCUUUGUCGGCAACCAUGCUAAUACCGUCGUGGCGAUGUUGGCCGCGACGUCCAUUGGUGCUUUCUGGACUGGAGUGUCGCCGGACACUGGCGUUCAUGCCGUGCUUGAGCGUCUCAAGCAGAUUCAACCCAAGGUCCUCUUUGCAGACAAUGCUUCGCUGUACAAUGGCAAGGUUCAUGGCUCGCAUGCUAAGGUGCGCGAAAUCGUGAGCGAGCUGCCCGACUUAGAGAUCUUGGUUGUCUUUGAGACUGCCAAGCUCCUCGACGUUGACAUUGAGGAACUCCGUCCUGUGAAUGGAAAGGUCCAUACCUACGCCGACUUCCAGAAUGGUGUUUGGGAUCAGGAUGCACCUCUGAAAUUUGCCAGCUUGACACCCGAACACCCGGUAUAUAUUUUGUACUCCUCGGGCACCACCGGAGCACCCAAGCCCAUCGUCCAUGGAUCUUUGGGUACGCUGUUGCAGCACAAAAAAGAACAUCUUCUUCACUGCGAUAUCCGGCCUGGUGAUCGGCUGUUCUAUUUCACCACGACAACUUGGAUGAUGUGGCACUGGCUGGUGUCCGGUUUGGCCAGUGGUGCGACCAUUAUUUUGUAUGAUGGUUCUCCAUUCCGACCUUUUGAUGCUCAAGGGGGCAACGGAGAGAUGGCUAUGCCUCGACUGAUUGAUGAGCUUCAGAUCACCCACUUCGGCACAUCCGCCAAGUAUCUCUCGAUGCUGGAGCAAGCGGGACUCAACCCUCGUAUGCAUGCUCACGGCCCGGUGUCUCUUAACACCCUAAGAGCCAUUUUCAGCACUGGGUCACCCUUGGCUCCUUCGACUUUUGAGUACAUCUAUUCGUCAAUUCACCCUGAUAUCAUGCUAGGCUCUAUCACUGGGGGCACAGACAUAUUGUCUCUGUUCUGCUCAGGCUGUCCAAUCCUGCCCGUCUACAAGGGCGAGAUUCAAUGCCGUUCUCUUGGAAUGGCUGUCUCGGUUUUUGACUACGCUGGCAACGAUGUUAGUGCCUCUGGCGAACCGGGAGACCUCGUUUGCACGGUCCCUUUCCCGGCACAGCCGGUCAUGUUCUGGCCACCCGGUCCCGUUGGCCAAGAGAAGUAUCGAAAGAGCUAUUUCGACGUGUUCGGUCCUUCAAUCUGGCACCACGGAGACUUUUUACGUUUAAACCCAGAAACUGGUGGCGUGAUCAUGCUGGGCCGUAGUGACGGCGUGCUCAAACCCUCCGGCGUGCGCUUUGGCAGUGCCGAGAUUUACAACGUCUUGUUGAAGCACUUUGCUGAUGAGAUCGAAGACUCUUUGUGUGUUGGUCGGAGAAGGGAAGGCAUCGACACAGAUGAAACGGUUGUCCUCUUCAUGAAGCUUGUGCCGGGCAUUGCCGCUAGCGUGUCUGACCUUUCGAAGCGCAUUCAAGCUGUAAUCCGCAAGGAGCUGAGUCCUCGCCAUGUUCCUGGCAUCAUUGAUGCCUGCCCCGAAAUUCCUGUGACGUCCAAUGGCAAAAAAGUCGAGAACGCGGUGAAGCAAAUUUUGUGUGGACUGAACAUUAAGAUCGGAGCAAGUGUUGCCAAUGCCUCCUGUCUGGAUUGGUAUCGCAACUGGGCCUCGGAGCACCCUUAA
Penicillium maclennaniae is the source of this 2079-nucleotide messenger RNA. RefSeq names its product acetoacetate--CoA ligase family protein. Gene Ontology annotation, molecular function: acetoacetate-CoA ligase activity. Gene Ontology annotation, biological process: lipid metabolic process. The transcript is spliced from 2 exons. Gene Ontology annotation, cellular component: cytosol. The record is from RefSeq and is a predicted model, not a curated record. The coding region runs from base 1 to 2079 and encodes 692 amino acids. NCBI's taxonomy places the organism in Eukaryota, Fungi, Ascomycota, Eurotiomycetes, Eurotiales, Aspergillaceae.